GCAAAGUCUCGAAAGCACGUCAGCCUUGUCGAAACGGCACUUGAAGAGUGAAGAAACAUUUCUCUUAGAAGAUACAGUUUAAUCUGUGACCAUGUCUGAUCGCUUUGAUUGUUUCUACUGCCGCGAUGAUUUGAGCGGUAAGAAGUAUCUUAAGAAGGACCAGAAACCUGUUUGCGUUCGUUGCUUCGACAAGUUCUGUGCCAACACCUGCGCAGAAUGUCGACGUACCAUUGGCACUGAAUCUAAGGAGUUGCACUACAAAGGCCGUUAUUGGCACGAUUAUUGCUUUCGAUGCUCUAAGUGCUAUAAGUCCCUGGCUGGAGAGGCCUUCAGUGCCAAGGAUGAUAAGGUCCUCUGUGGGUACUGCAGCUCCAGGGAAGAUGCCCCACGCUGCCAUGCCUGUUACAAGCAAAUCCUGUCAGGCUCAGAGAGUGUGGAAUACAAGGGCAAUUCAUUUCAUGAGGAAUGCUUCACCUGCUACGAGUGUAAGCGGCCUAUUCGAUCAAGCACCUUCCUGACAAAGGAUGGCAAUGUCUACUGCAACCCCUGUCACGAGAGGAAGUUUGCCAAGCAAUGCGCUGGCUGUAAGCAGAUCAUCACGAGCGGGUUAGUGAGUUACCAGAAUAAGCCCUGGCACGCCGAAUGCUUCGUGUGUUUUUUCUGUCGCAAACGCCUGGCAGGCGUUCGCUUCACGAGUCAUGAGGAGAGGGUCUACUGCGUGGACUGCUACGAGAAGAAUGUCGCUGAAAAGUGCAGCAAAUGCCAGAAACCCAUCACUGGAUUUGGCUCAGCUACUAAUGUUGUGAACUAUGCAGGAAAUUCCUGGCAUGAAUACUGCUUCAAUUGUGAGCGGUGUUCCAAGAACCUGACAGAUAAGCGCUUUGUUGCAGACAAGGGUGACAUAUACUGCCCAGACUGUGCCAAGAAGCUGUAAAAACUCCUUCAGGUCAAGAGACAGAUCUGCGUUCCAAUGGGAGAAGCUUCAAAAUGGGUCCAAAUAAUGUCAAAUCCAGCAUUCCAAAGAUUCAGCCAAUAGCCAUUUAACUUAGGGUACACAAAGCCUCUGUAAUGCUGCCUUCAUUUUCUUGUCUGCGCCAACUUCUAUGGCAAAAAAGUUCUGACUUUGACUAAAUGCCAAAUAUAAAACAUUGAAUAGAUAAAUCAGUUCUCACUUGAGGAAUAUUAAGCGCUCGGUGACAUAUUGUGUUUUAAAGCCACUGAAUACGUCAUUUUCCUUGAGAGUCGAUUUAUCUAGUCAAUGUUAUAUAUUUAGCAUUUAGCGCUGGUAUGUCUGUUUUUCGUAUUGGUGUACUGCACUGAAUGUUUACGGCUCAUCAUUCGUGCCCUAUUAAAGCUUAAAAAAAUGUUUUCUGUUUAAAGAUAUCCUUCAUGUAGAUUUAUAGACCCUGUGGAAUAGAAAACGAACUGUGUUUUCCUGCUGUGAGUUGCUAUCUGCUUUUCACUUUGAUGAAAAAUUAUAUUUCCUUUUUUUCAUUCCAUCUUUGUACUUAUACAUAUUUGAUGUGCCUUAAGAUAUUUAAACUGCAAUAGCAAAAUUAGAGUUAAUGAAACAGUUUAGACUUGCUAUCGUGUUUUUGGGCAUUCUAAUUGAAAAUAUUUUGAUGACAUGGCCGAAUAACGGUUUAUAAGUUGCAUAGUUUUUUGUUCUUGAAUAUUAAACUCAUAUUUUAAUCUUAACACUUUGUUGAAUUUUGAUAGGGCAAGUUAUUUAAUCAUGGCUGAAACUACCAUCUGCUGCGUAAGCCUAACAUUGCGUUA
Messenger RNA from Chanos chanos (milkfish), 1779 nucleotides. It is a transcript of the gene fhl1b, whose product is annotated as four and a half LIM domains 1b. The record is from RefSeq and is a predicted model, not a curated record. Bases 92 to 934 code for a protein of 280 amino acids. Gene Ontology annotation, biological process: muscle organ development. NCBI's taxonomy places the organism in Eukaryota, Metazoa, Chordata, Actinopteri, Gonorynchiformes, Chanidae. The transcript is spliced from 6 exons. Gene Ontology annotation, molecular function: transmembrane transporter binding.